AUGGGAAUGCUGGUGAGAGCAGCUGUGCUCAUGAGCUCUUUCCUCUUCUGCAACGCUUUUCUGGACCUGACUGGCCCCAGUGAGAUCAAAGGUGUAUGGAAGGGAUUUGCCACCUUGCCAUGUGCCUACGUGCCUGUGAAGGACUUUGAGCAGCAAACUCUCACAUGGACUGUGGUACAUGACCAGAGCUCUGGUGCUAUUUUUAGGAGGGAUAGCUCUGGAGACCACAUUCUCCUGUCUGAGUAUAGGGACAGGGUCAGUGUCCCAAAAGAUGCCCCAGGAAAUGUGUCUCUCCACAUCCUGAGCCUGGAGAUCUCUGACAGGGGAAGCUACACUUGCCAGGUCACCUGGAGAGCAAGAAACAACAGCCUGAUAGCAAGAGAGAUCACCACUAAAGUGGAGGUUGUUAAAGUUGCAGUGACCAAGCCAAUCAUCAGGGCCAGCGAGCUGGGGCUGAAGGUCCCAGCAGGAGCCAGGACCAGCCUGACCUGUGAGGCCAGUGGGUCCCCCCCCAUCAGCUACCGCUGGUUCAGGAGCACCCCGGAAGGCAAAGCUCUGCUCCUGAGCAGCCAGGCUGAGCUGGCAUGGGACAGCCUACAUCCCUCUGACUCUGGGGUGUACUACUGUGAGGCAGAGAACAAGGUUGGGGGCAGGACCAUGCAGCAGAGCGAUGCUGUGGAGCUGACUGUCACAGAUCUGACCACAACACCAGUGGCCUUCCCAAGGGACGUGGCAACCUCAGGGACACACCACCCAGCCACAGGUCAGGAAAAAAACCAAACAGAGUUGGUGUUCAGAGGUACCUCAGCAGUCUCUUGGACUCCGUGGGACUUCACCACUGUCACAGGUCUGCCCAUCACAGCAGUAACCUCAGAGAAUGCUGUGGGGUAUCCAGAAAAGAACUAUACAACUCAGGGCUUCCAGAAGACUGGCCUGUCCCUGUACCUGGUCAUCCUGAUUGCUGUGAUUUGUGGUGCUGUGCUUUUCCUUGUCAUCGCUGUUAUCGUUUGCAUUAGAAAGCCCAAAGAUGCUCAAGUCUACGAGGUAACAUUCCAUAACUCGAGAGCAACAGCUUCUUCAAGGUUUGAAAGUACAGCUUAUUAUGAGGAGCCCAUCACCUCCACUGAAAACAACUAUGUGAUGGAGCCCACAGAAAAGAAAUCGGAAGAAAUGAAUAUGAAAAAGAACGAAUGUGACUGUGUUGGAAACACCCAGGAAUCUGAAUAUGAAGUAGGGGAGGUUGUAUGA
Messenger RNA from Indicator indicator, 1248 nucleotides. RefSeq names its product V-set and immunoglobulin domain-containing protein 4-like. Gene Ontology annotation, molecular function: complement component C3b binding. The transcript is spliced from 9 exons. NCBI's taxonomy places the organism in Eukaryota, Metazoa, Chordata, Aves, Piciformes, Indicatoridae. Gene Ontology annotation, biological process: negative regulation of macrophage activation; negative regulation of interleukin-2 production; negative regulation of complement activation, alternative pathway. The record is from RefSeq and is a predicted model, not a curated record. Bases 1 to 1248 code for a protein of 415 amino acids.